Molecule: messenger RNA, 1158 nt
Organism: Saprolegnia diclina VS20
Lineage: Eukaryota; Oomycota; Saprolegniomycetes; Saprolegniales; Saprolegniaceae
Exons: 3
Coding region: 1-1158 (385 amino acids)
Source: RefSeq, a predicted model, not a curated record
AUGGCCGAGUACAACCAGCCCGUGGUCGUCGACAACGGCAGUGGCAUCCUCAAGGCCGGCUUCGCGGGCGGCGAGCUGCCGCAGGCCGUCUUCCCGAGCUACGUGGGCACGACCAAGCACCUGCGCAUGAUGGCGGGCGGCGCCUACGAGAGCGGCGACACGUUCGUCGGCAGCCGCGUGCAGCAGCACCGCGGGCUCUUCAGCAUCAAGUACGCCAUGGAGCAUGGCAUCGUCACCGACUGGGACCGCAUGCAGCGCAUCUGGGAGCACAUGUACUCCAAGGACAUGCUCAACAUUACGAGCGAAGAGCACCCGGUGCUGCUCACCGAGGCGCCGCUCAACCCGGCCGCGAACCGCGUCAAGGCCGCCGAGGUCUUCUUUGAGAGCUUCAACGCGCCCGCCUUCUUUGUGUCGCCCCAAGCUGUCCUCUCGCUCUAUGCGUCCGGCCGGACGACCGGCGUCGUCCUCGACGUUGGCGAUGGCGUCACGCAUGUCGUGCCCGUCUACGAGAGCUUUACCUUGCCGCAUGCCAUCACGCGCAUGGACGUGGCCGGGCGGGACGUGACCAACUACCUCCAGCUGCUCUGCCGCCGGGCCGGGUAUGUGUUUCAGACCUCGGCCGAGCUCGAGAUUGUCAAGGAGAUCAAAGAAAAGCUGUGCUACGUGGCGUUCAACCCAGCGAAAGAAGAGCAGCUCGCCCACGCCGCCGGCGACGCGCCGUCCUCGGCCGCCCAAGCCUCGUCCGAGUACCGCCUUCCGGACGGCAGUGUCCUCAACCUCGGCCCGGAGAAAUUCCGAGCGCCCGAGAUCCUCUUCCGCCCCGACCUCAUCGGCUCCGAGUACACAGGCGUCCAGGACUGCCUCGUGCAUGCAAUCCUGCGCUCCGACAUGGAUCUGCGCAAGACGCUCUUUUCGCAGAUCGUCUUGAGCGGCGGCUCGACGCUCUUUCCCGGUUUUGGCGACCGCUUGCUCUCCGAAGUCCGCAAGAAGGCGCCCAAGGACAUCAAGAUUCGCAUCUCGGCGCCGCCCGCGCGCCAGUACUCGACGUGGAUCGGCGGCUCGAUCCUCGCCUCGCUCGCGACGUUCAAGACCAUGUGGAUCACCAAGGCAGAGUACGAGGAGCACGGCGCGUCCAUUGUGCAUCGAAAGACGCUUUAA